GAUUUCCCCUCCAGCAGCGGAGCCUCUAGAAGCAGCUGCGUCGGGCCUCCCCGGCGGCGCCAGCCCUCUGUCCUGAUGCAGCUGCUGCCCCCAGCACCCCUCAUCCUCCCUGGAGAAGGCCAUGGACGCCCCUCCUUCGAAGGCAGCCUCUUUUCCCAAAGCGGAACCUUCAGCCUCUCCGGUGUCACCUUGCCCCAGGCUGGGCCGGUACCUGCUCAUUGAUGCCAAUGGGGUCCCUUACACGUAUACCGUGCUGAUGGAGGAUGAGGCGCCCCGGGCAGGCCCCAAGGGGGAGGCAGCCAGAGGCGAGCUUGGCCCUGGCUGCACCACCGUGGCCUCUCGAAAGGGCUUCGGCUGCCCAGAGUGUGGCCGGGUCUUUGAGAGCCCCUUCAGACUGCAGAGCCACAGGAUUUCCCACUCGGAGCUCAAGCCUUUCGUUUGCGGGGCCUGCGGGAAGGCCUUCAAGCGCUCCAGCCACCUGUCCCGCCACCGCGCCAUGCACCAGCCCGGAGGCAGCCGGUGCCACGCAUGCCCCCUGUGCCCACGGCGCUUCCACGAUUCCGGAGAGCUGGCGCAGCAUUUCAGGGGCCACUAGGUGGUGAGGGGAGCGUCGUGCAGAGCCUGCCUGGGCUUAGACUGGCCGGCAGGCAGCCCAUAACACCAGAUUGGGAGACGGAGGAGGACCUGGGUUCGAAUGCCGGCAGCUGUGACCGGUGCUAAUUCCAGGUGUCUUUUUCCUGGCUCCUGCAACAGGGGUCGGGCGGAGGCGGUGGGAGUAGAUGCUCAGAUCUGAGCACGUGGGAGACCCUCCCUCCUCAGGCUCCAGAGACACCGGGGAGGGAGGCCCCUGGCCGGCCUUAGAUACAGGGCUAGGAAGGGCUUGGGGGUCCCCCCCCCCGCGCAGCGCCAGCUGGGUGAGCGGCCCUCGGAGCCAGGCCCCUGGGCCGUUUGUGGAGAAUUUGGCCGGAGCAGGAUUAGAAUCCUGGACCCUAGGGGCUUGCGGUGGGGCCCCGACCCGCUCCUUGUUGUCUGAGCCUCAGUUUCUUGCCCUGUCACUUAAGGAGUUGGAGACGAGAUCUCUAAGCACCCCGAAUCCCCUUGAGGUGGGGGGACGCAAUCCUGGAUUCCUGGGUUUGUAUCUCUUUCCUUUCAAUAAACGCUCCUGGAUCUGAUGUCA
This is a messenger RNA of Trichosurus vulpecula (common brushtail), 1177 nucleotides long. It is a transcript of the gene ZNF580, whose product is annotated as zinc finger protein 580. Gene Ontology annotation, biological process: regulation of DNA-templated transcription. Gene Ontology annotation, molecular function: DNA-binding transcription factor activity, RNA polymerase II-specific; RNA polymerase II cis-regulatory region sequence-specific DNA binding. The record is from RefSeq and is a predicted model, not a curated record. The transcript is spliced from 2 exons. NCBI's taxonomy places the organism in Eukaryota, Metazoa, Chordata, Mammalia, Diprotodontia, Phalangeridae. Bases 122 to 595 code for a protein of 157 amino acids.